This is a messenger RNA of Caenorhabditis remanei, 1227 nucleotides long. RefSeq lists its product as uncharacterized. The transcript is spliced from 3 exons. The coding region runs from base 1 to 1227 and encodes 408 amino acids. The record is from RefSeq and is a predicted model, not a curated record. NCBI's taxonomy places the organism in Eukaryota, Metazoa, Nematoda, Chromadorea, Rhabditida, Rhabditidae.
AUGAAUCUGCUGCUUCCAAUCAUUCUCAUUCUACCUGUAAUAGUAAGCUCUCAAUUAGCAUGUCCACCUAAUUACACAUUGGUCAUUGACAAGUGUCUAAUGAUUAUCAAGACGCCUCUGACACAUUCUCAAGCUGAAAUCGAUUGUACUUAUAACGGAGGAACUCUGGCGAACAUUGAUAGUGCUAUUAUCAACCGUGCUGUGACCCAAUUCGCCUCUAACGCCGGUAUCAACAAAACUUGGAUUGGUUUAUUCUGUUUCGAAAACCGCAAUACAUCCAUGUGCUACUAUGAUGACGCCUCUGGAACCCUCAUGGACUACAACAGUUUUGCUAGUGGAUAUCCAAUGGUAGAUGGGAUUUAUGGAGGAUGUGUCUACAUGCCUACAACAGGGUCAUUGACUGGAAAGUGGGUCAGCGUGAAGUGUGAAGCAGAAAGUAUUCCGGCGAUAUGUCAAAUGCCAGUUACCAGUUAUGACCCAACAUGUGUCCACAACUUUAAUGGUUACUGUUACACUCUCUCUUCUCAAUUUUCAAACUUAUCUGCAAACUUUGCGGAUGCCCGUAAGAUCUGUCAGGACAACAACUCGGAUCUUGUCACAAUUCACUCCAAACGUGAAGUGGACUACAUCAAAAGUUUGUAUCGUGGUACCAUUGACCCCGUGGAUAUAUUGAUUGGAGCUCAACAAACCCUUCCAAACAUUUACACUUGGGUUGAUGGUUUCCCCUGGGAGAAAUUUGACUACCGGGAUCCAAUGGAUCGAGGGGCACAAGAUAUCGAUUGCUUGACUAUGAAUUCUGUAACGGGGUUAUGGACCAGAGCCGUCUGUGACCGUCCACUCUUGUUUGUUUGUAAGAGAUAUAUCACUGGGAAUCCAUCUCAAGCAGAAGUUGCUCCCACUGAGAACCCAUCCGACUUCUCCAAUUGCAACACCACUUUUCUCAUGACUCCUGGAACAAUCACUUCCUAUGGAUAUCUCAGCACAUCACCUCCCGAAGUAAACUGUACUUGGCGGAUCGUGACACUCGGACCUUAUCGUGUCAGACUGUUUUUCACUGAUGUUGACACUUAUAACACUAUCUACGUGUAUAAUGAGUACGGAAUUCAGAUUGAGGCAGUUAGAUAUAGUAGAUCUGUAAUUUCACGUUCUAACAUUGUCACUGUCAGUUUGCAAGGGAGUGGGGAAUCCGGGUACAGAGGUUUCCGGGCGGUUGCAUUGACAUAUUGA